Molecule: messenger RNA, 176 nt
Organism: Racocetra fulgida
Lineage: Eukaryota; Fungi; Glomeromycota; Glomeromycetes; Diversisporales; Gigasporaceae
Source: the annotation of a GenBank genome assembly
AACCACCUGAUGAUUAUUUGGAUAAGGUUAUUCAAUCAUAUACAUAUCUUGAAGAGCAUAUAAUAGUUCUUGAAAAUGCAAAUGCAGAAGAAUUUGACAAUGUGGUCAAGUGUAAUAUUUUAAAAUCUAUGAUAGGUGGAAAAUAUGCACCAGUACUAGCAAAUAAUGGGUUUGUA